This is a messenger RNA of Jaculus jaculus (lesser Egyptian jerboa), 3608 nucleotides long. Its product is annotated as protocadherin beta-5. Gene Ontology annotation, molecular function: calcium ion binding. The record is from RefSeq and is a predicted model, not a curated record. Gene Ontology annotation, cellular component: plasma membrane. The transcript has a single exon. Gene Ontology annotation, biological process: homophilic cell-cell adhesion. The coding region runs from base 201 to 2600 and encodes 799 amino acids. Lineage: Eukaryota; Metazoa; Chordata; Mammalia; Rodentia; Dipodidae.
AUUAAGCUGGGAAUCAAAACACUGAUUUCUCUCUGAGAAAAAGAGGCAUUUAGAUAUGAUUAAGAUAUGGAUCUCAGGAAAAAGAAUUUAUUUAAAAGCAAAUCAGUGAAUAAGAGUUAAUUCAAGAUCAUUUACUCAAACCAAAUGAGCGGAGUGUAACCGACUUGAAGAAACUACACGUUUUAGACCCUGUAUGAACAAUGGAGACAGCGCUAUUGAAAACGCCAUGGAAAAGGCAAGUUCUUUGUCUUGCUGUUCUGUUGCUUGUGUGGGAGGUUGACUGUGAGGCAAUUCGGUAUUCCCUGCCAGAAGAAACAGAAAGUGGCUACUUGUUGGCCAACCUGGCAAAAGAUCUGGGGCUGAGGGUGGGGGAAUUGGCCACUCGAGGUGCGCGAAUGCAUUUCAAAGGAAACAAACAGCUCUUGCAGCUCGAUGUAAAGACCGGAGAUUUGCUGGUUUAUGAAAAACUAGACCGUGAGGUGCUGUGCCGGGGGAUAGAUCCCUGUAUAUUGCAUUUCCAACUGUUACUGGAAAACCCCGUGCAGAUUUUUCAAACUGAUCUACAACUCACAGAUAUAAACGACCAUUCCCCAGAGUUCCCAGACGGGGAAAUGCUCCUGAGAAUCCCAGAGAACGUCCAGCCAGGGACGGUGUUUCCUUUGAAAACAGCUCAGGACUUUGACAUAGGUCACAACACCAUUCAGAACUACACCAUCAGCCCCAAAGUCCAUUUCCAUAUUGUCACUCACAAUCCUGGAGAUGGCAGGAGAUACCCAGAGCUGGUGCUGGACAAAGCGCUGGACAGGGAGGAGCAGCCUGAGCUCAGAUUAACCCUCACCGCGCUGGAUGGCGGGGAUCCGCCCAGGACUGGGACCACCACAGUGCGCAUUGAAGUCCUGGAUAUUAAUGACAAUGCUCCCCAGUUUGCUCAGUCACGAUAUGUGGUACAGGUUCCUGAGGACAGCCCACUCAAUUGUUUAGUUGUCACUGUCUCUGCCCAAGAUUUUGAUGCUGGAACCAAUGGGCAUAUCACUUACUCCAUAUUUCAAAGCAAUAAAGUGUCUGAGCCUUUUGCAAUAGACGAAAUCACAGGAGUGGUUCAUCUGAAACAAACGCUAAAUUAUGAGGAAAGUCGAUAUUAUAACGUAGAAAUUGCAGCCACAGAUGGUGGGGGCCUAUCAGGAAAAUGUACUGUCGCUGUCGAGGUGGUGGACAUAAACGACAACGCCCCAGAAUUGACCAUGUCCACUCUCACAAGCUCCAUCCCAGAAAACUCCCCGGAGACGGUGGUUGCGGUUUUCAAUGUUUUUGAUCUAGACUCCGGAGACAAUGGCAAGAUGGUUUGCUCAAUUGAGAACGAUCUCCCCUUCCUCUUAAAGCCCACGUUCAAGAACUUUUACACGUUAGUGACAGAGGGACCACUGGACAGAGAGAGCAGAGACGAGUACAACAUCACCAUCACCGUCUCAGACAUGGGCACACCCAGGCUGAAAACGGAGCACAACAUAACAGUGCAGGUGUCCGACGUGAACGACAACGCCCCAGCCUUCAGCCAAACCUCCUACACCCUGCUGGUCCCAGAGAACAACAGUCCCGGCCUGCACAUAGGCACAGUGAGCGCCACAGACACAGACUCAGGCACCAAUGCCCAGAUCACCUACUCGCUGCUGCCGCCCCAGGAAGGCGACCAAGACCCGCAGCUGGCCCUCGCCUCGCUGCUGUCCAUCCACGCGGACAGCGGGCAGCUGUUCGCCCUGCGCGCGCUGGACUACGAGGCGCUGCGGGCCUUCGAGUUCCGCGUGGGCGCCGCCGACCGAGGCUCGCCCGCGCUCAGCAGCCAGGCGCUGGUGCGCGUGCUGGUGCUGGACGCCAAUGACCACGCGCCCUUCGUGCUCUACCCGCCGCACAACGCGUCGACGCCCUGCACCGAGCUGCUGCCCAGGGCGGCCGAGCCCGGCUACCUGCUCACCAAGGUGGUGGCGGUGGACGGCGACUCGGGCCGCAACGCCUGGCUGUCCUUCCAGCUGCUGCAGGCCAGCGAGCCUGGGCUGUUCAGCGUGUGGGCGCACAAUGGCGAGGUGCGCACCGCCAGGCUGCUGAGCGAGCGCGACGCGCCCAGGCACAGGCUGCUCGUGCUGGUCCAGGACAAUGGCGAGCCGCCGCUGUCGGCCAGCGUCACGCUGCACGUGCUGCUGGUGGACGGCUUCUCGCAGCCCUACCUGCCCGUGGCUGAGGGCGCGCGCGACCCGGCGCCGCCCGACGCGCUCACUGUCUACCUGGUCAUCGCCCUGGCAUCCGUGUCUUCGCUCUUCCUCUUCUCUGUGCUCGUGUUGGUGGCGGUCAGGCUGUGCAGGAGGAGCGGGGCAUCCUCGCUGGGUGGCUGCUCUGUGUCCGAGGGCCACUUUCCUGGACACCUGGUGGACGUCAGCGGGGCGGGGACGCUGUCCCACAGCUACCAGUAUGAGGUGUGUCUGGUGGGUGGUUCUCCUGAUACCAGUGAGUUCAAAUUCGUUAAGCCCUUUUUUCCCAACCUUCAGACCCAAGAGGCUGGACAGGAAAGAAAAGAUGCUGUUGUUCAAAGUAGUCUUGGAUUGUUUUAGAAAUCUUGUGAUUAUGUGAUUUUUCUCCAUAUUCAUCCUUUAAUAGCCCUGAUGUGGAAUUUCGGAGUGUUAUGAAGCAGCAUUCACAUUUAGAUGUAGUUUGCAUGUUCUUUCCUGAUGGAUUUUUCCAUUGGGCUCUGGAUAAUGUCAACUUACUUCCUCACAUUUAUGCUUACAUUCUCGCCCCUUGACUGCUAUUGGUGUUUUACUUUUAUGCGUUUGAUCUUCCAUAUAUAUUGAUGAUAGUAACAUGUUAUAUUUUGUGAUGAUGGUGUGUUCGCAUUUUUGACUUUUUGUGGGGAUGGGUUUCCAGGUAGGGUCUCUGUAGCCCACAGUGACCUGUAAUUCACUAGGAAGUGUCAGGGUGGUCUUGAACUCAUGGCCAUCCUCUUACCUCAGACUCCCAAGUGCUGGAAUUUGAAGGUGUGUGCCACUACACCUGGCCUGAUUUUAGUUUUUUGCAUGGACAUUAAUAUGUAUGGUGUGGGAUGUAUGUGGGAUUUAUAUUAUGUGAAGAUGCCCACUCUGUGAACACCCAUGUGAGAGCCAGAGGAGGAUGUCUACUACAUUCUGCUAUUGCUCUUCAACCUUCUUCUCUGAGACAGAGUCUCUCACUGAACCAGAGCCCCCUGUUUAUGUGAGUGCUGGGGACCAAUGUUUGGUCCUCAUGCUUGCACAGCAAAUGCUCUUAUCCAUUGAGCUAUCUCUCCAGCCUGAUUUUUUGUUUUAUUGAGACAAACACUGUGGCCUGAAACUUGCCAUAUAGACUGAAUUGGCCUCACAUUUGCUGUUAUUCUCCCACCUUGUUCUUCCAAGUUCUGGUAUUACAUAUAUGUGCUGGCAUGCCUGGAUGUGAACUAUCUUAAUAAAAUCAUACACCAAUUGUAUUCUCUAUGUAUUCUAGAACAUCACAGUCUAUUUGAUGUCAAGUUUUAGAAAAAAAGUAUUACAUCAUUCAAUUUAUGCAAAAUUUUAAAGGAAUUGUAAUAAAUUACAUAACAAAUGAAA